Molecule: messenger RNA, 1350 nt
Organism: Paramecium sonneborni
Lineage: Eukaryota; Ciliophora; Oligohymenophorea; Peniculida; Parameciidae
Source: the annotation of a GenBank genome assembly
CGUUUUUUGAUGAAAUACAAUGUAAUUUGGUUAUGUUUAAUGGUACUAUUCUUGGGGAAUGGAUUAAACAUGUAUAAUUAAGAAAUAAAUUGAUUAGAUAAGAAGAAUAGAUGACAUUGUAAACAGAUAAGUAAAUGAGAAAAGUUUAACAUAUUAAACUAAAUGAGAAGGUUGUGAAUGUGAAAGACUCCUAAGAUUUUUAUAAAUUUGUAGCUAUAAAUUAAAAGAGAUUGUUUGAGAAUGAAUUCAUAUAGAAAUCAUCAGCUUCUGAAAAUUUAAGAUUACACAAUUUCAAAAAUAUAUAAUAUACAGCAGAUAUAGGAAUAGGAUAAUCUGGAAAUGUAUUUAAAGUGGUUCUAGAUACAGGAAGUGCCAAUUUAUGGAUAGAUUCUAAUAGAUGUACUGAACCUGGUUGUUUGAGACAUAAAUAAUAUAAGCAUGAAGAAAGUCAUUCGUUUUUACCUUUAAAUUAAGAAUUAACAGUUGAAUUUGGAAGUGGAGAAUUAAAAGGACUUGUUAAUUCUGAUACUAUUUAUUUUGGAGAUAUUACAUUACCUAGAUAAAAUUUAGCAGAAAUUACAAGUGAAAAUGGAAUCAUUUUUAAGAGUCUUGAUUUUGAUGGAAUACUAGGUUUAGCAUAUCCAUAAAUGGCUCCUAAAAAUUUCAAUCCUGUAUUUGAUAAUAUGAUUCAAUAACGUUCAUUAGAAAAGAAUGAAUUUGCAUUCUAUUUUGCUAAAGACCCAAAUGAUAUUACUCAUAGUGAAUUUACAUUAGGAGGAUACAAUCAAGCGCAUGUAGAUGGAGAGAUUAAUUAUCAUAAUGUCAUAGAUAAAUACUAUUGGAUGAUUAAAGCUGAUAGUAUUCUAGUUGGAGGAUAAGAUAUAGGUUUAUGUGAUGAUGGAUCAUGUAAAUUAAUUGUAGACACUGGUACAUCCAUAAUGAGUGGACCUAUGGAUGAUGUAGGGACUUUAUUAAGAAAUUUGAAUGUCAAAGAUCAUUGUUAAGAAAUAAAAUCUCUUCCUACUAUAACUUUUAAAAUAGAUGGAAUUGAUUACACUCUUGAACCUGAAGAAUAUGUAAAACCUACUAAUAAUGAUAAUUCUGCUUUUGCUGAAAUGAAUACUUCUGAGGAUUGUAUUAAACUAUAUAAUUAUAUGUAGAAUCUAUGGUUGAAGUGAAUAGUUGGGAUUGUAUUGCUUCUUUUAUUCCCUUAGACAUUCAAUAACCUUAAGGACCUGCUUGGAUUCUUGGAGAUGUUUUCUUAAGGAAAUAUUAUAGCAUCUAUGAUAGAGAUAAUGAUAGAGUUGGUUUUGCUAAAUCAAAGUGAUAAUCCAUUACCCAUUAUGUAAC